UAUGGAAUAAGUGGUAUAGAAAAUGACUGAAGCAUGGUCAGACAAGUGGCAAUGCUUGGUGUACAUAUAUUUUUAAGUUUACUUUAGCUGAAUUUUUAUUGAAUUAAAGUUUAUAGGGCAACUCCUGCUGUGUACCUAUCGACCUGUGGAUGUAUUUAAAGGUAACGCCUCAAAACUACUUCCUUUUGUGACAUCACUGAAAAAUGUAAAGAAAUCAGCCAAUAAAUCAGAAGGAAAACUGGACCUCCAUCCGUUUGGUUCAUCCUAUAGUCCAGUUUAAAGAUGCCUAAAUGUUCAGUGUUCAUCUCUUCAAACAAUAAUAUGGAGGUAUUAACAUCACAGGAAUGUUCAGCCAUCACAGCGUUCAGGAAGGAGAUGGGUUCUGUGUCCUGGAGAUGGACAAGUUCUGAUGUAAAAUGUUGUUCUGAGGUUGAUUUUGACAGCUAAAGACCUUGUGAAGAUGUUCCUGAAGCUGGUAAGAGUCCACAGUAAAACCAGUCCUGUUCCAACAUGGAACUCCGAGAGGAAGAGGCCAUCGCUCUAGAAGCAAUGUAAAAAAAAAAAGAAAGGGUUAGACAAUGAACUCAGGGACAAAGAGCUUUAUGGUUGGAGACAUGACCUAUGGUGUGAGGAGACUAAAACUGAACUGUUUAGACACGGUGUCCAUCGUUACAUUCUCAAACCUGAGAACACCAAAUGUGAAGUACGGUGGUGGCAGCAUCAUGGUGUGGGGGUGCUUUGUUGUUGAGUCUUUGGUUAAUUUAACAAAAUAGUAGACAUACGGAAAGAAAAUUAUUGAAGCAACAUCUCAGAACAUCAGGUUGAAACUGUGCCUCAGCUUAACCAGAUUAGUUGAAAGUGGCUGAAGGACAACAAAGUCAACAUUUUGGUGUCCAUCACAAACGUGUCAUGCUGAGUAUUUAAAAUUAUAUUCUAAACCCUCUGAGUUGCUCCUCGGUGCUAAAUAUGAUGUAAUGGAGUCUUUUUGGCAGCUUCACAAAGACGUUUUCCAUUUGAAAACCUGAACUUCUUUCAGCCUCCAGAAAAAUCAGACUAUAUGUGCAAUUUUGAGGUGUGUGUGCUUCUCUGCAGGUCAGGGCAACAUUCCACAGAGAGCCCAUGUUCUGAUCUCUAUCAGCACCAGGCCCCAACAUGACAUGCCAUUCAUUCAUUCAUUCAUUCAUUCAGUUAUUUAGAAGUGUGUGGAUUGUUUGCAGCUUCUAGAUGAGAAGCUUUCUGUUGCAGCCAGAGCAGCAGCAGUGAUGCCAGCAGUGUUAUGUGUUGAAGAACUUGUAGUGCUGUGAGUCCAGCAUGGCUCUGAUGAGGGAACGUCAUGAUCUCCAUGUAGAAGAUUAGAGCAUGCUCAGAAGAGUUGAAGAACUCGGAGAGCAUCUGCACUCAGACUGGUUUUAUUGUUGUGGUUCAGUUUGUAGGUUUAUGUAAAGGAGACCUUUCAGGAUUUGUUUAAAUGAUAAUUAUUUUUAAAAGAUUUUACAUGAGGACACUUUUUAUUUCUGCCUCUGACUCUGUGAUAAAAGAGGAUUUUCCAGGUAUUUCUGUGUGUUUGGUUGAAAGUAGUAAAAUGUGUGUGUCAGCACAUUUCUUGUCCAGUUUCACUUCCUCGUCUCGCCGUUCUGUGAAUGUUGUACUCGGUAUCCGACGGGGAAAACUGGUGUGGGUCAGGAUGCAGAUGAAGCAGCUUGUUUCCAUCUUCAGUUUUCUCCUCAUCGUCGGCAUCAGGUGGGACCUCUGUGCUGCAGCUGCUGAUUAAAGGAGGGAAGGUUUUCACAGGAACUUGAUCCUAAUAAAUGUUUUCAUUUUGAUUCAAGAUCCUUAACUACAUGUUCCUGCAUUAAAGAACAUAUUACUGUAUAAAAUAGCUGAAGAUCUACAGAGCUGCUCAGGAGGCCAAAGUUAUUCCGUCCAGAGUAACUCCAUGACCUUCAUGCAUUUAGAAUACGUUUGAUCAUGAGUAUAGUGGAGUAUCAUCUGCAUAGCAGCAGAGCCUCCCUGAUUAUCCCACCAGCUCUCAUUAUGAAGCUCUGAUGGAAGCUGAACUUCAGUCAGGAACUCUUGUGGACUGAUUGUCCUAAUAUGUGGAGACAGGUGGACCUAAAAGCUGCAGAAAGAGGCAGGAAGCAGCAGGUGAAGAUCAAGACAACUUUACUGGGAGAAUCUGGAACACAGAGAGCUGCUGAUGGAGAUCCUCCACCAAAGAUAAAGACAUGAAUCCUGAAGGACGGACAGGAACAGCAGCAGGAAUGUUAGAAGACAGCAGGAUCUAUGGAUCAACAAAGGAAAACAGGCUGAAUGUUGAACUGAUGACAAGAUGAACAGGUGAGGACUUUCUCAUUCUGACAUCAGUCUCAGGUUUAGUAAAGAUGUUCCUGCAGCUCUGCAGAUAUUUGAGUUUCAUGUAAAAUGAAGAGAAAUAUUCAGUCAGAGACACAUUCCUGCAGCUUUAAUCAGGAUGGAAAUCCCUGUUGAUUUUGUGGAAGGCUUUUAGCAGGAACUUUGACUUUUCUCCGUAGAGCAGAAAAUAUCCAGAGUGAAAGAGAAAGCAGAAGAAGAAGAAGAAGAAGCAGAGGAAGGAAACCUGCUGCUUUCUGAGAACACAACUAUUCAUGAAUGUGACGGAGAGGAGAUGUCAGCUGGAUAUAAACAGAGCAGAUCAGAUCGGUCCUGCACAGACUUCCAGACCUCCAUCCAGACAGCAGAACAUCCAUCCAGAACCAUGAAGAUCCUGCUGACUCUCUGCCUCCUGAUCUUCCUCUGCUUCCUGUGUUCCAGCUCUGCAGCUCCACUUGGUCCAGGGCUGGUGCCCAUGGGUUUCUGCUGCUCACACAACACCAAUAUGACGAUUCCUAAAGUGAAGGUGAAGAACCUGGAGAUGUCUUCUGGGCACUGCAAACUCAGAUCUGUCAUAGUCAUCACAGAGAGGAAGAAGUUCUGCCUAGAUCCCAACGGGAGCUGGACCCAGGAACUACAGAGAGAGUUUGAGAAAGAGGCCUCCACUGACCUGUGAAUCUGGGUCAGAACCAAGUUUGGUUGCGCAGAAAGAACCGUUUUGAUGUGAGCUGUUUCUAGUGACACACUGGACGUGUCACUUAGUGACUGAUUCACAACUUGAACUCAUAAUUUAUGAUUUUACAGAAACUUUGGGUUGUUUUUCUCCUUGUUUCAGUUUGUCAGCUAGAAAACAUGUUGCUAUGAAGGUUCUCUCUGAGAUCAGAAGUGGAGCUCAUGUUCAGUUCUGGUUUCAUGCAGUUUACACAAUUAAGUUACUCCUUUCACAAUAAAAGCUCUAUUUUUGUA
This is a messenger RNA of Girardinichthys multiradiatus, 3315 nucleotides long. Its product is annotated as C-C motif chemokine 4-like. Gene Ontology annotation, molecular function: chemokine activity. Lineage: Eukaryota; Metazoa; Chordata; Actinopteri; Cyprinodontiformes; Goodeidae. Gene Ontology annotation, cellular component: extracellular region. Gene Ontology annotation, biological process: immune response. The transcript has 3 exons. Bases 2645 to 3025 code for a protein of 126 amino acids. The record is from RefSeq and is a predicted model, not a curated record.